AUGGCUACAAACUGUGCUAGUUGCCAUUCAUUGGUAAAUCGCUCGAAGCCAGGUAUACCGUGCGAUGGUUUUUGUGAACAGUCUUUUCACAUUUCUUGUGUGGGAAUUCCAUCAGAUGUAUUGAAGAUAAUAAAAACACCUGGUUUAUUCUGGUACUGUCCUACAUGCUCUCAGCAGAAAAAAGAUUUUGAUCGAGUAUUUAUCAAAAUUGAUGAUAAAGUAGAUACACUUAUUGCUGAUGUUUAUAAUAUUUUCUCCGAGGCUAAAGGUCAUCUGAUAAAUAAGGUUGAUGAAACUUUGGAACAGACUGUCUCACAAAGGGUCCCGGGUCCAAGUGCCUCAUAUGCAAAUACCUUGAAAAAGACUGUGAACGUGAUUGUUACGCCAAAAAACAAUGAUCAGUCUCAUUCUGCUACGAGGCUUAGAAUUAGUCAGUCUGUUGACCCUGUAGAUAACAAUAUAAGAUUUUCUCAGGUGAAAAAUAUAAAAAACGGUGGAAUACUGAUCAAAUGUGAUGGUUCGGAUAAACUGAAGGAUUUGGCGUCGCGGCACCUUUCUGCCGAUUAUGAGGUGAAGGAGGUGAGGAAGUUCAACCCGCGCUUAAAAAUUGUUGGAAUGUCUCAGUGUAUCGAAAAAGAGGAGUUGUGUACAAUGCUGAAAUCUCAAAAUAAUGCGUUUCAUGCUGAAAGUGAGUGUAGUGUUUUAAAAGUUUGGCCAACAAAAAAAUCAGCUACUGUUUAUCAAGCUAUUUUAGAUGUAGAUUGUACUACUUAUGCUAAUGUUCUCAAUCAAGGGAGUGAAAAUGGAUUCAAAUUAGUAGAUAUGACCUAUGAGGAAUUAAUGUGCGAAAUUAGUUAUGUUGACGCUAAGGCGAUACCUUCAGAUUCUGGAUCAAUCUUGGACCAGUCAGAAGAUGAAGUACAAAAUAUCGACACUGACUUUACCAAUAUUUUGCAGUCUGACAGCGAAUCAGAUUCGGAGUGUGACCUCCCUCUCUCAGUUUUACAAAUGAAGAUGGCACAAAAUAAAGACACUCGUGAUUGGUCCAAAGAUAGGGUACCAAAAGAACCAAGAGACUUCAUUGCUGACGCAGGAAUAACUGAUAUAGCAAAAAAGGAGGAAAAUUUCAGGUCUUCUCGCACUAGCGGAACAGAACAAGAUGGCCCUCCGAUAGUGGAAGGAAGUCCCCUCCCAAAAUUUAAUUUUUUCGACUUGCCAUUCCCAAAUAUAGUUGUAUGCCUGACCAUUAAGAGCCAAACGUUGUCGGCUAAUCCCAAAAUGAGAAGGUUCCUAAUAUAA
Messenger RNA from Acanthoscelides obtectus, 1299 nucleotides. NCBI's taxonomy places the organism in Eukaryota, Metazoa, Arthropoda, Insecta, Coleoptera, Chrysomelidae. The record is from the annotation of a GenBank genome assembly.